Culex pipiens pallens (northern house mosquito) is the source of this 1369-nucleotide messenger RNA. RefSeq lists its product as uncharacterized. The record is from RefSeq and is a predicted model, not a curated record. NCBI's taxonomy places the organism in Eukaryota, Metazoa, Arthropoda, Insecta, Diptera, Culicidae. The transcript has a single exon. The coding region runs from base 5 to 643 and encodes 212 amino acids.
AAAAAUGGCUAAUCAAAUAACAUUUUCACCCUUGCAGAUUCUCGCCACCUUCACGGUCGCUUGCGUGUCGGCCUUCCCGGAACCUCCGCGGGCCCGCAUCGUCCUGCCAACCAAGCAGCUCCAGCUUCCCGAGCUCGAGUACGGCGCUCCCAAGCCCGAAUACCUGCCUCCCCCGUCGUCCGAGUAUGGACCUCCCGCUCCCGUGUACGGACCCCCAGCCCAUGAGUACGGCCCACCAAUCCAGAAGCUGAUCACCAAGAACGUCUACGUGCAUGUUCCCCCAGAGGAGCCCACCGAGAUCAUCAAGAGUGCCCCGCUGGAGCAACCCAUCGCCAAGAAGCACUACAAGAUCAUCUUCAUCAAGGCCCCGGCCCCACCGGCACCGAUCCAGCAGCAGAUUCCACCCCCGGUCCAGGACGAACACAAGACGUUGGUCUACGUGCUGGUCAAGAAACCCGAAGAUCCGGCCCCCCUGGAACUGCCCCAGGUUGAACCGACCGAGCCCAGCAAGCCCGAGGUGUACUUCAUCAAGUACAAGGCCAACGAGCACAAGGAACCGGCCAAGACGUACGGACCUCCGGCCAACACCUACGGACCGCCGCCAUCGGCCCCAUCCGGACCAGCUCGUUACACGCAAUUCUAAGGGUUUUCAUGGUUUUAGGAAAGUUAUUAGCUUCUUUUGUUAUCGUUGUUUGUUAAGUGUUUAAGUUAGCUAGCAGUGAUGCCAGAUUAGCAUUUGUUGUUGUUCUUCUUAAGAAAAAUGGAAAUAUUUGGCUGAAUUUCACUCGUUACGAGAUUGUGAAGAUGUGUAGCCUCAACUUGUCCUUCCCCUAACGACCUAGUCGUAAUCCCAGCACGUCCGCUCCUACCAAAACCACUGUUCCUGGUACUGCUUCCAAAUCCAGCUUCCAUUAGUGCAGUAAUUGUCCCAAUCCUACCACCACAACCCGGAAAAGCAAACAACUCCACAAUCUCCAUCAGUGUGUGACAUUUAGUGGAGGCUUAGUCUGUAAGGCAGUGGCACUAUCGUGGAAGAAUUUGAUCCGUAGAAAAAUAAUAAGGGAAGUGUUGCCAGCACGUUCCUUCUCCUCCUGAAAGUUGUCGAUCUCGCUAUAGUCGAGAUCGAUCAAUUGCAGGUGGCAAAGUGGAAAAGUGCUAGAAAACAGUACCAAAGUGUGUAAAUAUUGAUUCUUCCGUUGCGAACCCCGGUGAAUUAAACGUGACGAAACGUUGGGUUAGCUUUAUAAAUGUAGGUUAGUUCACAGAAGUGAAAGUAGGUAAAAACCUUGCAAAGAGAGAGAGAGAGAAACAAAUAAAGCAGCAAAUGAAAAAAGCGAUUUGUCGAGUGUAAAUACAGCUCUUAAUACGA